CAGAUCACUGAAGAGAUUGUCGAGAGAAAGAUGGAGCUCCUCGUAGGCAAACAGGGUGAAAUGUUGAGGACGCCUGCGGCAAGGCAUACCAUCGCCUUGUACCAAAGAACCGGAGAGGCAUCUAAGAGCCGGCCGACGACUAGAGACGCCGCCCUUCAUAGGAAUAAUGGGAAGGAUCAGAAUUGGAGAGGAAUGGAUUCAAGAACCCAAGACUCAACUCUGUCCUUUUCGUCUUCUUUUUUAUGUAUAUAUAUACCACCUCAUCGGCCUUUACUUUCCACAACGAACCCCAAGAGAACCGGCAAGAUGGCGCCAGUAUACGACGUGGAAUACGAUUUCCACCCAGACGGUACCGCGAUCCCUUACCUGGUCGAAGUCGAUUCCUCCUCAGCGGCUUCCAGCCCGGUCCUCCACCACCCUUCCGAUCUCGAAGAUGUCGACUACUGGUUUCGACUUGAGUAUGCCGACUGGGAAUCGGCUGUCAAUAAGGACCCAAAGACACGUGCCUCUUCAGCUCCACGACCUGUUGCUAGGAACAAGAGAUCGUCGAACGGAAGAGGCGAGAUGGAAAAGCGUGUUAAGAGGCAGAGGCUGGACCUCGGUGGAUCUUUCAAUACGGCGACCUGGGACACACCAGUUCCAGAAAAUCUCCUCGAUAAACAAGCCAUACAUCGCAAGGGCACAAGCAAUCUGACCCACAAAUACAACUACCGUUUCUGGUUCUUGCGUGCUACGGCAUGA
This is a messenger RNA of Neurospora hispaniola, 741 nucleotides long. RefSeq lists its product as uncharacterized. The transcript has 4 exons. NCBI's taxonomy places the organism in Eukaryota, Fungi, Ascomycota, Sordariomycetes, Sordariales, Sordariaceae. The annotation marks the transcript as partial. The record is from RefSeq and is a predicted model, not a curated record.